Symbiodinium sp. CCMP2592 is the source of this 3282-nucleotide messenger RNA. The record is from the annotation of a GenBank genome assembly. Lineage: Eukaryota; Dinophyceae; Suessiales; Symbiodiniaceae.
AUGACAGGAUCUUGUACAGACCUGUGUAAACAGGUCUCGUUCAUCCUUUGUCGCGAUAGCACCUUCUCCUCAGCGAUGCCGGAGCCAACGGCAGAAGAGGUAGCGGAAGCUUCGGCCAAAAUGGCCGCAGAGUUCGAGACGCAAGCGGCGGACAUGCGGCAAUACUGGGAGCAGUCCCUGGGACGGGACCUUCGCGAAAAGCUCUUGGCGCUCGCUGAGCGGCGGCCUUCGGAUCCCACGAAACUCCUGGGCCAGGCGCUUGCUGGCAAGAAAAGUGUCGGCGAAAUGGCGAGCGCCCCGCAAACGUCUGACCCAGCCCUGAAGUCUGCACCACCACGCGAGUUCUUGAACAACACCGUCGUCCCGCAGUUGGCCUCCGCCCUGGCUGAGGUGAACAACAAGGGCUCCCGUCGCGUUGUCUCAGACCUAGGUGAGUGGUAUGCGCAAUCUUUCCUCUUGCCGAAUAUCGAAAGGGAUGCCUUUCUGGCGGGUCAGCUCGCGAGGAGUUUGACGCAGGGGGCUGAGUUGACUGCGGUCUGCAUGAGACGUCGAUGUUGGAAGCAGCGAAGGGGAAGUAAGGAGGGGCCAGAACCGAUCGGGAACGUCAUGUCACUGAGCUCUACAACACUGCGUACCGUGCGUGAGAGCUUGGGCGAGGCAGGGGCUGAUGGCACCUGGAACACUCCGGCAGAUGGCUCUCUGCCCGAAGAGGUGCGUUUAGGGCAGUUCAUGCGCUCUGGACGGGAUGUGCACCCUGGGUUACCGGUCGCACAGGUGGAAUCUCAGCGGCAGAUGAUCCUGAUCGAGGCAUUGUUCUUUUGGAGGAGAUUGAUCCGGAGCACCUUCUACGAGAGGUUCUCGGCCUGCUUCUUGUGGCUGAUCCCAGGCUCUGCGACAGAACUUUCCCGGGAACUCUGCGGUGGAGUUGACCCGACUGCCUGGAUCUCACCAUCAUGGCGAUCGCGAGGCUACCAUGUUCUUUGUUUGGCCGCUGGCCUUUGCAGCGAAGGCAGUGAUGAGGGCCGGUGUGCUGCCAGCGCUCGUGCACAGGUUUGUUGGUCCGGCUUUCUUGGUGACUGCGAGGAUUUGGAUGACCUUCCACCUGAGCUUGCACAGGAAGGAAAACAAGGACUGGUUGCGCUUCAGAACCUGUUGAUGGCCAAGCGUCCUCCGCUCAAUCAGUGGAGAUACGAUGCUCUCACGAAGGGGCGAGCGAAGCAGAACAAGUUACUGCUCAACGUUGCCGUCUUUGCUGUAGAGGAGAACGGACGGGCACCUCGCCGGCUUGAAUCCCUGGAGGGGGUAUCUGGGAUGAUACUUGUUUUCGAGGGCGGCGUCUUCGUUUGGCCAGGUGUAGAAGUUGGCUUCCGCCGCAAUGUGACCAUCGAGCCCAAGAAGUCGGGAGCGCUCAGCCUGGAGAUAGAGACACGAAGCUUGCAACCCCUGGUGCUCGAAAUAUCAUCAUUCUUGAACGAUGCCGACUGCCAGCAUGUUAUUGACAAGGCACUGCCACAUGUUGAAAAGUCUGCGGUGAAGCACAUGGAUCACGACGUCGGCAAGCCGGACGCGAACUGGCGAACCAGCAGCACCUACUUCAUGCGAUCAGAUGACGACACGCUGCACCGCCUGGACGAUCGCGUGAGUGCUCUGACUCUGAUAAAGAAAUCACAUCAGGAGUACUCCCAGAUCUUGCGCUAUGAGGAAGGAGAGCAGUAUGUUGCGCACCAUGACUACUUCGACCCUGCCAUGUACAAGAGCAACAGAGACAUACAGGACAUGAUCAAGAAGGGUCUAUACAACAGAUUGGCGACGGUGUUUUUCUACCUGUCCGAUGUGGAGGAAGGCGGGCAGACAAACUUUCCACGCGCUGGCGGGCGGCCACAGCCGCGUGACUUCGCGGACUGCUCCAAAGGAGUAUCCGUCUAUCCCAGGCGUGGACGGAUCAUGAUCUUCUACUCAAUGCACCCCUCCGGUGAGAUGGACGAGACAUCCCUCCAUGCCGGUUGCGCGGUGAAGCGCGGGACAAAGUGGUCAGCCAACAAGUGGAUCCUUGGAGACAUUGGAGAUGCGCUGCUGGGCCUGCCCUCUUCGCAUACGAUGCACCUUGGCCACUCCAUUCUGAAGGCGUUUGCUGAUGGAUACUGCGCUACUGACGCCACAAAGCCUCCACAGGCGCAGGAGCUCGUGGUGAACGCUCAGGCGCUCGCUGGAGCUGGUCCAGCUCUUGCACUGCUGGUCAGCGAAAUGCCAGGCUUGCGGUCAUUGCGCCUGCUGACGGCCUCGAACCCGCCGAGGCCAGCACGCCUGCGCCGCGCGAUCUCGCCACAGCAAGCCUGCAGCGGACAGGACUUCGCGCAGCUGACCAGCAUCCAGAUCAGAGGUGGUUUCUCCUUGGACUCGCUGAACCUUGGAGCGAUGUUGUCAAGUGCCAGCAGCUUGCAGGUCCUGGACCUGAGUGGAUCAGAAUUUGGAGAUGCUGAUGCUCAGCUUUUAGCUGCCGCGAAUGUUGGGCCGCUUCCAGAGCUUCACCUCCUGGGCUUCAGGGGCUGCAAGUUGCAGUCACCGGCAGCAGCUGCGGCGCUCGCAAGGGCAGUGAACCACUUCGGAAGCAUCAGGCACAUCCGCAUGCAGGCCAACCGCUGGCGCGUGGAGGCCCACCGCUCCUUUGCAGAGCACCUGCUCGAGUCCAGCGCACAGGCUUUGGUUUCCCUUGAGGCUGGAUAUUCGUCGCACGGGCAGCAGGGGCAGGCCUUGGUAUCUCAGAGUUCGUCACGCACGGCAGACCCCAAUGCAGGCACCCCGGUGGAAUCGUUGGCGGAGGAAUUGGUGGAAGGUGCGGAUGCCCCUGCAUCUGAGUCUCGUUCCGACAAGCUACACUUUCUCGCCCAGUUUGGAGUCGGGCUGUGGUUAUCAGCUGUUGCGUGUAGACUGGCCAGCGGUCUGCAGGAGCUGAGGCUGGAAAAACUGGAUGUUGGAGUGGUGGCCUUGCAAAUCCUGCGAAGGCGGCUCAGGAGCCCGAUGGCCCUUCGAGUGCUUGCUUUCUCAACGGGCUGCACUGGCCUGAGCGAGAAGAAGGCAGGAAUCGAAUUGGCGUGGCUGGUGGCAAGAGUCACCCCGCGUCUUCAACGUUUGGUGUUGGCGGGGUCUGAUGCGUCGCCUUCACUUGUGCAAGGAAUGUUGGAGGCCAUCUCCAGGCGAGGAAUUCAUGAUGCUUUCAUGAAGCCAUUGCCCUGCUCCCUUGCCAAAGAAGCUAGACGACCUGGAAGUAGAGAAGGGUCGUAG